Symbiodinium natans is the source of this 5583-nucleotide messenger RNA. NCBI's taxonomy places the organism in Eukaryota, Dinophyceae, Suessiales, Symbiodiniaceae. The record is from the annotation of a GenBank genome assembly.
AUGCCACUUCCGACCUUUACCGCUGAAACACCUAUCCUAGAAGAACCGGCUUGGGUGUUACCCGUCCGGACUGUUAAAUGGUCUCCUGCAAGCAGGGCUGUGCCCUUGAAGACCACGGGCCCUUUGUUCUUUUCCCAAUCCCUGUUUGAUGAUGGAGAUACUGUUGUGUCCUCGCUGGACAUUGUGGAGCCUUCGGUCAGGCCUAGAAGGCCGAAGACUGGCACCCCGACAUCUCAUCCCCGGCUGACCCGUCAGAAGAAAAGCAAGGAAUGGAUGGCUCUCCUUGAUAUUCUUGAGGCUAAACCAGUGAUGGAUAUGCCGGCUAAGGAGGCUGAACUGCUCCAAUGGAUUGAGGACUUUGGGGAGCAGUACGAACAAGGAUCUUUGGAGUGCUGGACCUUGAAUAGGAUAUGCCAACUUCUGGAGCGGUCUAAAGAUGACACCCUUGGAGUGAUCGAGGCGAUUGAGGCUGUUCUGGCUGGUUUCCGCAAACAGAAUCCUGGUCCCAAGUCCCUCCUCAUAGGUCAAGCCAACAUAACUUCGUACCGAAGCGAAGUGCGUACUUGGUUGCUGGACCGUGACGAAUCCAUCUGGCUGUUGCAAGAAACCCAUGUCCCUGAAUCAGGUACUAAAGCCCUGGUCAACAAAUUCCAAUCUGUUGGCAGACAAACAUGGGUAGGGCCGGCCGCUCUGACCCAGGGAGGAAGCUCAGGAGGACUUCUCACUCUUGCACCCUCGCAUCGCAAUGCUGCCACAGGCCCGGCCUUUAUGUCUGAAGGCAAGGGGUUUGUUUCUGUUUCGAUUCGAUUUCAGGGCUGGGAUCUCUUGUUAGUUAACUUGUAUCUCCAGUCAGGAGUGGGCCCGACUGGUGGACUCAACCCGGAGAUCCUUUCUCGUCUGGCAGCGGUCCUUGACCAAACCAGCACCCAGUGGCUGGUGCUUGGUGACUGGAAUUGUUCCCCGUCCGAAUUGCUCCGCCUAGGGUUUGUUUAUAAAGUGAAGGGCCAGGUUGUCGCCCCUAAUGGUCCUACCAUUAACACUGGAGGCACCUUGGAUUAUGCUGUUGCCUCCAAGAGGAUGGCCCCAUUGCUCUCCGUCUCGUCCUCUUGGGAAGUCCCAUUCAAACCGCAUUGCGCUGUGACGGUGGAGCUCAGGGUUGGGGUUGCAGAUCUGCCUGUUCGUCAGCUCAAGGGCUUCCCGUUGGAACCCACUGCCCUCUGCCCGGACGAAUUGUCCAUGCCGGAAGUCCAACCUGGUGGCCUUUGGGAUUGGUCCCGACCGAUUGAUUAUGAAUGGGCUUCUUUCACUGCUGGGGUGGAAGAACAACUCUUCUCUGUGCAGGCAGGUAGAGGGUGGAAGCUGGAGGUCUCUUUCUCGCCACUCGUGAAGACCACCAGCCCGGAAAAACUCUGGAAAGGGUCGAGCCCGGCUUUUUGGCAAUCCUUCCUCACCUGGACCUCUAAAGCCCUGGGCACUAAUCCUGACCCUAGAAUCACCCCCCUCUUCGUGGAGGCGAAGAAUCGCAUACCUGAAUUCUGGUCUGAAAUGGCCUCUUGUACUGCUCAGGCCUUGCAGGACCUCCUAGGUGCUCCUGACAUGCAAAGCCAUCACCUUGCACUUGAGAUUAUCGCACACCAGGGGCGAUCAGCCUUGAAAGAGGCGGUGCGCAAGAGUGAUGAAGCUUACUCGCAAUGGUUGCAGGAAGCUUGCAAAGGGGGUAUGCGAGGCCUGUACAAGGCUUUGAAGUCUGAAGAUUCCAUCCCGGACAGGCCAUACAGAAACAUACCACUCGAAAUUCGCCCGCACAUCAGGCGGGCUCACUGGGCUGACGUGUGGCAGCCCAUGCCUGGCAAUGAGGUCAAUCCCAAUGUUGAUUUUGAUUGCCUCAGGGAUGCUUCUGUAAGCCAAGCCAAAACCCUUCCUCCCAUAACAGGUCCAAUGGUGGCGAAGGUGAUCAAACGAAUGCCGACUAAAGCUAUUGGUGCAGAUGGGUGGAGUGUCCAGAUGCUUAAAUGUCUUGCCCCCUUGCAGCUUGAAAGAUUGGCCCAAUUCUUUAAUACCUGGGAGGGUCAGGGUGCCUUCCCGACCCAGCUCUCGGUCGUUCUGGUUGCACUCAUUAACAAGUCUGAGGAUGAGGAGCGCCCAAUUGGACUGACGCCAGUCCCAUACCGAUUGUGGGCAAAGAUACGUUGGCCUGUCUUUGAGAAAUGGCUCCGGGAAUAUGCUGCCACCCAGGAUUGGGACAGGGCAAAGAAGGGCCUUUCAAGUCUUGAUGUUGCGUUGCGCCGUAAGCUGUCGCAUGAAAUUCUCCAUCGGAAAAAGCGACAUUCAGUGACAGUGCUUUUGGAUUUAAAGGCCUUUUAUGAAAAUGUCCGACAUGAUAAUUUCGUCAAGCAGGCCAUUUCCCUCAAAGUUCCGCCGUUGAUCCUGCAUGCAGCAAUGUCGCUAUACUCUGCUCAGCGCUUGAUCAGUGCUGAACACUGUGUCUCUGGUCCGAUCAAGCCCACCAAGGGCUUAGUUGCGGGCUGCCCAUUUGCGCCUGGCCUCAGCAAGAUCCCUUUUGACGAGAUCCUGCGCCCGGCAUGGGUUUCUGGCCUUGCCAAAACCAUUGAUCUUUACAUUGACGACACUAGCUUUGACACUGAGGCUGGUAACCCCCACACAGCAGCGCGCCGGGCGGUGCAAUUGUAUAAGGCUGUGGUAGGAGGUUUGACAGCUGCUGGCCUCCCAGUCAGCCUGGGCAAGACAGCUUUUGUAUGCUCGUCUCCAAAAGUUGAAGCUGCCCUUAAAGAGUAUCUUCCUGAAUCUGAUCAAAUCAAGAAUGCCGCGAAGGACCUGGGGAUUGAUUGUACGGCUGGGCGUGGAAGGCGCAUUCCGUUCCACCGUAAAAGGUUUGGGAAGGGCGUUAAGCGCAAGGCUAGGCUCUCGACCCUGCGUGUGAAAUCGAUGCCAGCUAGGGUCAGAGCCCUGAGGGCGGGGGUCCAAACUGUGGGCCUCUAUGGCCAUGAGGCAGUUGGGCUUGCGCCAAAGCGUAUGCAUUGGUUGCGUGCUUCCUUCGCACAUGAAUUGGGGCGAAUGUCUUUGGGCUCGGUUGACCUCACCAUUGACCAUGCGUGCCCUAAGCGGCCGGACCCGGCCUUUAUUAUCAUUUCCCAGCAUUUCAAGGCCAUUCACAGGCUUCUGGGCUUCAUUCCCGAUAGCCAAAGGCAGCACUUUGAUGAUGUCUUGCCGGGUAUGUGGCUUGAGUACUCACAGGUGGAGUACCCCUGGAAGCGCGCUGCAGGGCCGGUUGGGGCCCUCCUGUGUUACCUGCUUGACUUGGGUUGGACCCCGGUCAGUGCGGACACUUGGAAAUGCCCUGAACAACCGCACAGCGUCACCACCAAGGUAGGCAUGCACCACCUCCUUUGCUCCCUUUCUAAGGAAACAGAUAGGUGGAGGCUCGCACGUAUAGCCCAGCACGACAUGCUUGAACCUCUGAGUGUGGGAAUUGAUUGGGCCCCCCUCAGAAAGCUUAGGAAUAAGAUGGCAGGCCAGGAGAGGUCAGGACUCAUGGCUGUUUGGCAAGGAGCAAUUCGUGCUGAUCCUUGUGCCACUUGCCUGAGGUGCGGCUGUGCUGCUACCAUGCAACAUGUCUUAUGGGAGUGUGACUGGUGGCAAACCAACCUCCCGGAACCGGCUUCCUUUCCUAGAUUCCGGCAAGAGUGGCCCAUUUCGUCACUGUGGGCCAGGGGCCUGCUGCCGAUUUCGCCUUACCCUGAUGAUGGGGAAUGGGUACGAACUACUGGUGCCUGGUGUGAUGGCCAGAUCAUUUGUGGCGAGGCGAUAUACUUUGCUACUGAUGGCUCCCCGGGGAAAUCCAAGGACCCCAGGUUCCAUCGGUAUACCUGGGCUGCGAUUGCCUUUAAGCUUGAAGGGGAUGAGCCCGUCACGAUCGCGACAGCUGUCGGCUCACUGCAAUCUCCGCUAUCGGUGUUCCGGGCGGAGGCAGCGGCUGUCAAGUUUGUAGCUGAGCAUAGUGAAGGGAACGCCGACCUCACCUUGGAUUGCAAGGGCAUCCUGCCCAGAGUGAAUGGUACACCUUCCAUCCAGUCUGCCGACCUCUUCGACCCCAUUCGACUGCAUGCACAGAGACUCAGCCUUAACUGGGUACCCUCGCAUUUAACGGAAGAACAAUUCCGAGCAAAGUUUGGUGCUAACCAACUUUGGAGGCGACGUGCUAACGAAAUUGUGGACCAGCUUGUUGGCACGGCUGCCGAAGUUAACACCUUACUGGCCAGGAGAGCUGCAGCUCUCCUUUCGUAUGACAAGGACCAAGGACCGCUGGUUCAGUGGCCUGACAAAGAGCAACGAAAGCGGAGAAGGGUGGAACCGCAGGAUGAGCAAGCCCCUGAGCCUGGGCCACAACAAGUGCAACCCCCUGAGCCCUUGGUGGAUAACCAGGCUCAGGGGAGGAGGAAUCCUGGAGUUGUGCUUCGGGAAAAUCCUCAGCUCGAGCAGCACAAUCCUGUGCACCGCCCCCCAGCCGUGGUGGCAAACCAGGCUGAGAGGGAUGAACCUCCUGGAAUUGUCCUUCGGGAGAAUCCCCAUGCACCUGGGGCUGGUCCGGUUUUGGGUGCCCCAGACCAGGACAGCUGCUCUGAAGAAAGUGAAGAGGAGCCAAUGGUGCCUGAUCCCAUUGUGCAUCCCGAGCCUCCUCCAGCACCGCCAGCUGCGCCUAUGUUGCCUGCCCCGUUGAACUUUGACGAUAUGGAUCAAGAAGCGGGCGCAGCCUUUGCUAUUGCUGAGAGGGCUCGCAAUACCAAGCCAGGACUGGUGGCUUUCAAAUCCGAUCUGGGCUAUCCUGGUGUUUUCCAGGCCCUACCCAAGGACCUGAUCCACGUGUGGUUCAACGACACGGGGGACAGCACUGCGGCGUAUAUCCACAAUGGAAGAACCAGAUUCGGAUAUGACGCUGGUGGGGGCUACGUCUUGAAGGUUGGGACGAAGCAGGCCUUUGGUGAUGAGGUGGCGAUUUCGGCCUUGCUGCCUAAGGUGGCAGCCACCAUCAUUGGGGCUGGAUCUACGACACUGCAGGUGCUGCUCUCUGGGCGACCAUGGGAGUUCAGGUCCCAUUUGGUGGCGUGGUCGAUGGUGGAAAAAAUCGAGCUCCUCACGGAUUAUGGUUCUCGGAACCAGAUCCACCCUCAGUGGUCCUUGUAUGCCUUCGCCCUCCUUUUGCAAUUGAGCCGUCAUUUUGCUCUUCGUGAUGUGUCAAAAACCAACCUGGGAAUUAAGCCAGGACUCGGUGCUGCGACGCCCAUGUUGUGUUUUUUCGACCUCGCGGAUUGGCACUUCGAAGGGCUUAAUGCUGGAAGGUGGAUUCCCAAGUAUAGCUUGCGCAGCUUCGUCGAGACCCUUCGAUGUGUCUGUGACGUUACGCCACUGGAGCCGUAUCUCCGCAGGCAGGCGGUGGUCCCUUGCCUCAACGAGAUUAUUGCAGGUCUCCCCGCUGCGCUCAAGGCAAACUUGGAAAUCCAAAUGGUCCUCAUGGACGGCCGACUUUCUGAUUGGGCUCACCUUGCUGCAUUGGCUAACCAAUAA